Molecule: messenger RNA, 3647 nt
Organism: Dendrobium catenatum
Lineage: Eukaryota; Viridiplantae; Streptophyta; Magnoliopsida; Asparagales; Orchidaceae
Product: structural maintenance of chromosomes protein 6B
Exons: 28
Coding region: 168-3359 (1063 amino acids)
Biological process (GO): double-strand break repair via homologous recombination; chromosome organization
Cellular component (GO): Smc5-Smc6 complex; chromosome; site of double-strand break
Molecular function (GO): ATP binding; single-stranded DNA binding; protein binding
Source: RefSeq, a predicted model, not a curated record
GUGCCGUAGGUGAGGAUCUCGGGAAGCGUCGUUUUUGCGGGUUUCUGCUCCUGCCCUACUCCGCUCGCCUGCUCUCGUCAUGUGGCCUCUUCCUCCUCUUUAAUGUCUCAGUAUCUUCUUUCCCUCGCACCUUCGUCGACUUCCCCUCACUUCUCAUUGCAAGUCAUAUGGAGGAAUCUAGGGUUUUCUCUGAGCAGGCGAACCCCGCCAGAUCAGGCGCUGGAAUCAUAUCGAGGAUUCGGCUGGAGAAUUUCAUGUGUCACAGCAGCCUACAGAUUGACCUGGGUGACUGGGUGAACUUCAUCACAGGCCAGAACGGAAGUGGAAAAAGUGCGAUAUUGACGGCGCUUUGUGUGGCGUUUGGUUGCCGGGCUAAAGGCACGCAAAGGGCGAACACUUUGAAAGAUUUCAUAAAGACUGGAUGCAGCUAUGCUGCUAUUUUUGUUGAAAUUAAGAAUGGAGGAGAAGAUGCUUUCAUGCCUGAGACAUACGGUAAUAUGAUAACAGUAGAGCGUCGCAUUACUGACUCAAGCAGCUCGAUUUCCUUGAGGGACCAUCAAGGAAAAAAGGUUGCUCAGCGGUCUAAGGAGCUUGAUGAGCUUAUAGAUUAUUUUAAUAUUGACGUUGAGAAUCCUUGUGUGAUAAUGUCUCAAGAUAAAAGCAGGGAGUUUUUACAUUCUGGGAAUGACAAGGAUAAAUUUAAGUUUUUCUUCAAGGCCACACUUCUUCAGCAAGUUAGCGAGCUACUUGACGGUAUUAAAAGCCACUUGAAUGCAGCUGAUGCUAUUCUUGCUGAAUUAGAAUUGUCAGUACGUCCUAUUAUUGAGGAGGUGAAAGAAUUGCGUGAGAAAAUUAAGAACAUGGAACAUGUUGAAGAAAUUGCGCAGGAGGUUCAAAAUUUGAAGAAAAAAUUGGCUUGGUCAUGGGUGUAUGAUGUUGACAGACAAAUUGCGGAUCAAAAUGUUAAGUUUGAAAAACUUAAAGAUCGGGUUCCUACUUGCCAAGCUAGAAUUGACCGACUAGCAAAUAGGUUGAAUGAACUGAAGACAUUACUUGAUGAUAAAAAGGCCCAAAUCAAAUCUUUAAUGGAGAAGACCUCUGAUGUUAGAAGGAUGAAGGAUGGAUUGCAGAACAAUCUUUUAUUGGCUAAGAAGGAGAGAGCUGAGCUUGAAGCAGAGUAUUCUCGAGGUGAUUCUUUGAUAUCUGAAAUGAGGAAACGUGUAAGAUUGCUGGAGCAGCAACUUCAUGAUACUCAGGAGCAACAUAUGAAAGUUACACAGGCUGAGGAAGCUGAGUUUGAGAAACAAAUGCAGAAACUACAGGAUGAGAUUAAUAUAGUUCAAAGAAAUGUUUCAAGACUGCAGGAAGAAGAGAAGGCACUAACAGAAAGAUUAUUAAUUGCCAGAGAAACUAUUAAAGAGCUUGUAAAAGAGAUUUGGCUUGUGCAGGUUCAUGAUAAUGAAAAAAAAUGUCAUGGUCUAUGUUCUCAAUCGCAAGCUCUUAAGCAACAGCAAACAAACAAGGUAACAGCAUUUGGAGGGCAUAAAGUUCUCAGCCUCUUGCAUGCUAUUGAGAGGCAUCAAAGAAAGUUUAAAUGUCCUCCAAUUGGUCCAAUUGGAGCUCAUGUGUCUUUGGCAAACGAUGAUACCUGGGCUCUUGCCGUUGAGAAUGCCAUUGGAAGGUUAUUAGAUGCCUUUAUUGUCUCUGAUCAUAAAGAUUCACUUGUUCUAAGAGCUUGUGCUAGAGAAGCAAAUUACCAUAAUCUUCAGAUUAUUAUCUACGAUUUCUCAAGGCCAAGGCUUAAUAUACCCAGUCAGUUGCUUCCUACGACAUGCCAUUCAACUACUAUCUCAGUCUUGCAUACAGAGAAUCCUACAAUAUGGAAUGUUUUAGUAGAUAUGGGUAGUGCCGAAAGACAAGUUCUUGUUCCAAACUAUGAGAUAGGCAAAGAUGUUGCUUUUGAACAGAGAAUUCAAAAUAUGAAGGAGGUCUACACUUCUGAUGGUUUUAGAAUGUUUUAUAGGGGUUCAGUCCAGACUACGCUUCCACCGAACAAGAGGAUUAGGAAUGGUCGCCUUUGCAGCUCAGUUGAGAAUCAAAUUCAUGAUCUUGAGAAGGAGACCAAGAUCGUUCAAGAGUUGAUGGAAAAAGGAAAAGAAAGAAAAAGAAAUGCUGAUAGAGCUUCACAGGACCUUGAAGAGGAAGUACGAAAUGUCAAGAGGCGGCGGAUUGGUGAAGAAAGAAGUUUAAUGUCAAAGCUACUCACAUUGAAAGAUAUGAAGAGCUCUCGUUCUACUGAGGCUAUUCCCGACACAGCAACAAAUGAGGUGGAAGUUCGUCAAGAAAUCAUGCAAGUGCAAUAUGAUAUACAAGCAAAGGGAUUGCUAUUAGAGAAAGUUCGAGUGCGAAUGAUAACGGCGGAGGAGACGGCCAAUGAUCUUAAAAGAUCUUUUGAGAGUUUGUGUGAUUCAGCUAAAGGAGAAAUUGACACCAUAGAAGGAGCUGAGCGUGAACUUCUACUGGCUGAGGAAGAACUAAAUGUUGCAGAGGCUGAGAAAGCCCAUUACGAGGGAGUAAUGCAAAACAAGGUACUGCAUGAUAUUAGGGAAGCAGAAGCUUACCUAUCUGAGCUGCAGCGCAUUCAUCAGGAGAAUUUUAGAAAGGCUUCCAUUAUUUGCCCGGAACAUGAAGUGAUGGCUUUAGGAGGCUGCUCUGGGAGCACACCAGAGCAGCUGAGUGCCAAAUUGAACAGAUUAAACCAGAGGCUGCUGCAAGAGAGUCGGAGAUAUACAGAAUCCAUUGAUGAUCUCAGACAGAUGCAUGAUAAAAAGGAACGUAAAAUAAGUAAAAAACAGCGAACGUAUGCAGCUUUUCGUGAGAAGUUAAAUGCAUGUCAAAAAGCACUUGAAUUACGCUGGAGCAAGUUUCAUAGAAAUGCGAAUUUCUUGAAGCGCGAGUUAACAUGGAAGUUUAAUGGGCAUUUACUAAAGAAGGGUAUAUCGGGGAAAAUCACGGUGGAUUAUGAUAAGAAACUUCUUUCAGUAGAGGUAAAAAUGCCUCAAGAUGCUUCAGGAAACAACAUUAGAGACACUAGAGGCCUUUCAGGUGGAGAGCGUUCUUUCUCUACACUUUGUUUUGCACUAGCUCUUCAUGAUAUGACUGAGGCCCCUUUUCGAGCUAUGGAUGAAUUUGAUGUCUUUAUGGAUGCAGUUAGCAGAAAAAUCAGCUUAGAUGCUCUGUUAGAAUUUGCUAUAAACCAAGGUUCACAAUGGAUAUUUAUUACCCCGCAUGAUAUCAGUAUGGUGAAGGGUGGGGACAGAGUCAGAAAGCAGCAGAUGCCAGCACCUCUUUCCUCGUGAUUUGUGCUCAUCACUUGUUGUUGCAAUGAAGGUAUGAACUGAAUCCUUAAAACGGAUUUAACUUGGCAAGUGAAUUUUCAGAUUAGCACAAAUUGCUAUUUUUAGUGUUUUUCUAGCAAUAUCUCAAGUUUUUGUGUGCAGUUUUGUAACAUGAAUGAAAUGUUUCUGUAUAUAGCUGAAGCUCUCGACUUUUUUGUUUUUCUAGGUGCAAUUAAUUUGUCAACUUUCGUUUUAUCACAAUUGUUGAUAUUUCUGUAUUUGUAAUUUAUAAAGUGGCUGUUUGAUUUC